AUGGCCGGCUCCAAUCAAGGAAUCGCGAAUAUACCCCUCAACUUCGAUUUCCUAGGAGGCCUGAUGGGCAUACAGGGCGGGGGACAAUCCACAGCCCCUUUGCAGACGCAGUUCAAUCCUGAACAGUUGCUGAAGCAACGUCUACAGCUCAAUCAGCUCCAGCAGUUGCAGUUGCAGAACCAAAUCAUCCAACAACAGAAAAGUAACACACAUUUCAUGGGACUUCCGACUCCAAGUAACUAUACGGAUUCCUCUCAGUACAGACCUGAUAACCACCCCCACCUUCCCCUUCCCGACAUGGCUCUUGCGGCGCAGAUGUCUCACAAUGCACACGGCGUACACUCCGCUCCGGCGAACCUAGUUUUUAACACGAAUCCACCAGUGCCACUCCCGUCGCCUGGAGACAUGGACUUUGAUCUGUCACCAUUGACGAGCCCAUGGCUAGAGGCAUAUAAACAAGGCUCAUUACGAAUUAACUCGAAUAACAAGCGAACGGCAUCACCCCCCGAAGAAGGGCACGAUCGACUGUCCCGUCAACGCCAGUCCCCUGCCGUCAAUGCCUCUCAGCCCAGACGGCAGUCAAGGGGCUCAAAAUCUGCUUGCUCGACGCCCUUGAUACGCUCUACCCGAACCGAUGGUCGCAAGAAUAGCAUGUACCCUGAUAUACCUGAAGACACUCCUUCCCCCGUCGAUUUAUCCAUGCCGCCUCCUGCGCCUCCAGUGCCGUCAAAUUCCAGUAGUUUAUCUACAACAAACAUCGAGAUGUCGUCGUCUAUGUCUUCAACUCCUACGCCAAAUUUUACGCCGGUCACUCCUGCCAGUAUCAUGAAUCUCGGACAGCUUGGGACCAGCAGCAGCCUGGCGCCUCCGCAAAAUUCAUCAAUGUCGAAGGCCAGUGGAAAGGCCAAAGCUCCCUCCCGCCGCUCGCGGGAGCCUUCGUCGAGCUCACAGGCGAUAAAGAAACCGUCAGCUGGAACACCGCUUGUCAGCCCGAGCCUCAAGCCCAUCUUGCCAGGUAACGUCGUUCUCCAUUCGUUGUCUCUGGGCGCUCAUCUCGAUCUGGCUGCAGCUGGAAACGUCGGCUUCAAUGUCAUGCCAUCGCCGACCGUGCCCGUGCUUCGCAAAACAUCCCACAAGGCCGCAGAGCAAAAACGACGUGACUCGCUCAAGACCACGUUUGACGACCUUCGUACGCUUCUUCCGCCGAUCCCUCUGCCAUCAGAGGAAGGCUUUCCGGACGAACCGAUUCUACCCGGGGCGAUGCCGCCUCGUGGCCCACCCCGAGGCAAUGUGGACGGUCCGAACAGGAGCAUUAGCAAGCUGCAGUUGUUGCGAUGCGGCAACGAUUACAUCCGCCUACUCAACGGCAAGAUUGAGCGGCGUGAUGUAGAGUUAGCUUCUCUGAGACGAGAAGUGGAACGUUUGCGUGGACUGGUAUCUGAGGACGUGUGGAAGGGUCCGUGGAAGGGAAGUGGCAGCGCGUAUGACGGGGAUGAGGGGGACGACGAUUGAUCCUAUUCCGGUGGCCAGCUUGGCUUCCGUAGUGAGUUUUUAGAGAGCAGUAUGAGAGGCCACGACGCUCGCCAGGGCCCCGAUAACCUUCUUCCUAUUUGUACUUGAUGGCACUAUGGUCACCAAAAUUUCUCAG
Messenger RNA from Heterobasidion irregulare TC 32-1, 1648 nucleotides. RefSeq lists its product as uncharacterized. Gene Ontology annotation, biological process: regulation of transcription by RNA polymerase II. Lineage: Eukaryota; Fungi; Basidiomycota; Agaricomycetes; Russulales; Bondarzewiaceae. Gene Ontology annotation, molecular function: protein dimerization activity; RNA polymerase II cis-regulatory region sequence-specific DNA binding; DNA-binding transcription factor activity, RNA polymerase II-specific. The record is from RefSeq and is a predicted model, not a curated record. Bases 1 to 1512 code for a protein of 503 amino acids. The transcript has 4 exons.